Cataglyphis hispanica is the source of this 2333-nucleotide messenger RNA. RefSeq lists its product as uncharacterized. The coding region runs from base 921 to 1601 and encodes 226 amino acids. The record is from RefSeq and is a predicted model, not a curated record. The transcript is spliced from 4 exons. Lineage: Eukaryota; Metazoa; Arthropoda; Insecta; Hymenoptera; Formicidae.
UAAUGCUUUUAUGAAAAAUAUUUUAUAUAUAGUAUACACACACAUAAAAGAUAAAAAAAACAAGGAAAAAAAUAUUUGCAAAAAAAGAAUUAUAAAAACAGAGAAGAAACUCUAGAGAAAUGGCUUUCUCAUAAAAUAUAUAAACGUCUUUAUAGUGUUUUAUAUUCGAAGAUUUAUAAAUACAAGAAGCUGCGGAAGCGGAUGCGAUCAGCAGGAUCUACGCUACAAGAUCACGUAGCAAAGUCCUUCCGGUGAAAGAAAUUUUGCGCGAAAAAGAGAUUCUGUCGUGAACAUGGCGCGUUUGCGAACGUUGGUGAAGAUGGAAAAGGAUGGAGUGCGAAGAGUUCCCCUGUUUCUUCGCGAAACUCGCGUGUCGCGCUCUCCCCAGUACAAGCACGACGGAAUUCGUUCUGGACGAUGCCCCGGAAAAUUCGUCGAAAGCCACGGUCGGCCGGGUCUAUCUCUAAUUCUGAUUUCGUCGCACGUGGGCAUGCUCUUUCUCCGGCGGUGAAAAUUCGCGUUCAUAAUCCGCGACGUAGAUAAUAAACGACCAUCGUAAUUACCGGGGUCCGAUGCAACGAGUCCGCGCAAAAAAAAAAAAAAGCAAAGAUAAGACAAACACACUGCUGCCUGACGUGUAAAGGCGAUUAAUAUCUUUUGCAGCCGCAACGAUUUCGCCGCCUGGGUUUGUUAAUUCUGUCGCGAGAAAUCGGUAUUUCCUGCUUCGAUAGGAAUGGGCGAGCACGUGUUGCUAAUAAGUCGUGUCAGUGAGGUGGGGGUACCGUUGCACUCAUCGUUGAAAAACCCUCGAGUGGCGCAAAUGCAUCCCAUUACUUCGUGGAAAGUUGAAGGUAACGAAAGCACCGUGAAUCAAAGAGAAAGUAUUAACAUUCUGCUCGAUUUAACGACCCGAGCGAGAUAUGAGGGCUUUUCCGAGUGAUUCGGCUGUCCUGAUUCUUCUACCCCUUGCGUUGUUCUUCGCACGCGUCAUCGGCGACGGCGACGCGAGAACGUCUACCAAGUUAAACAGUCUGUUUAUAAAUAGUCAGAAGCCACAAUUGGUCUCGUUUAACAGUAAAGAAGGAGAUAUCGAAAUCAAUUGGGAUGUGUCCGUACCUUUCUUCAGGAUACCGCUGAGUCAUGUAAAUAAACAUAAUGAAAUAUCAACUCUGAUUGACGUUAAUACGAGAGGGUUGUCGAUCGCUGGCAUAUUAACAGCCAUUCUCACCUUAGCUGUACCUGUCUUGUCGAAGCCAGGUCCUGGAAUGCAUUAUCGAAGUUCCGACACGCAAUGGUCUCGAAUGGGAAAUACGAUAAAUGAGAUCAUGCUUAGCAAUAAUUACGUCACACCCUGUAUACAGCGCAUUAUCUGCUCCAUUAUUUCUGAGGCGAGUCACUCCAAUAAUCCCACGAGUACUGACAAGAUCAUCGAUGGCUUGUCAAGUCACGAGUGGUUUAAGGAAUUCACGAACGGCACAGUCCUUCAGGAAGCUGUAAGGAUAGGACGAGAAAAACAUCAUGACUGCGGGCGUGUUUACAAGGAGUGUUUUGUGACACCGCGAAUCCUUAAAAGCAUAAUGAUGCAAUUCGGUGCAAUCUGAUGUUUGACAUUCAACACUAAAUGUUAAUUAAAGGUAUUAUUGAUUGGAAUACGUGAUUUUUCGCGAAUUGUCUCUUUACGUUAUCGUAUUCUCGUAUCGUAUUCAUUACAGCUGGAACGGCCUAUCACAUGUGAAUUUUAAAAAAGUUUAGACACUGCUAUCAUCGUCAAAGGCCGGCGAAUCUAUCCUCACGUUCAAUUUUGAAAUCACUUGCGAUGUAAUGAGUGAGAUACAUCAGGGAAGUCGAUCUACAUUAUUCCGAUGCACGAGGUGUGAAAUUUCGUCGCGUUUAAGAAAUUUCACUAUAUGUAAUUCAGAUGACACCUCGCGCGCUUUCACUUUUCUUUUUCGUCACAUAAUCGCAGGAAAAUCACAGCCAUUUUAUAAUAAAUACAAUGAUUUGAUUUAACGUAUAUUUAUCCAUUCUCAUCUAUUAUUCUCGAAUAAAAUUAUGAUCUUAAUUAUUUUUAUAACUUUUAUACUAUAAAUAAUAUUAAAGAUAGUAUAAAUAACAUAUUUUUCUUACGUGAUAAAGAUUGAAACUUUCACAGAAAAUGAUGUGAUGUAAAAAGAAAAAAUUUCCUCAGCAAGAAAAAGAUAUUCGGAAUAAUAUAUUUUUUUAUGUAUAUUAAAAUUUUUAGAAGCAUGAUUGUUUAAAAAAUAUAUUAAAAAAAUGUAUUAUUCUCAAGAUCAGAAAUAUAAUAAGAUUUUAAUGCAAGCAAUAAAAGUAAU